UUUUUUUAAUCUGUGUUGUGAUUGACUCUUCUAGAAAUGUGAAAUUAUUUUUUAAUUAGUUAUUGAUACGAAGGCGGGGCGGGCGAGCGGUGCGUGGGCGCAUGGCGUUGCUGUACCGCGCGACGCGGCUCAAAGACCGCGCCGAUACGCACGUGUUCACUUUCGUCGUCACCCGGUCCGCCACUAGGGAGCCCGACCGUGACGUCACCUCGAAAGACUUCAGCUGCGCGCACCAGCGAUGGGCCGUGGCGUUCAGUCGCACAGAUACAGCGCUAGGCGUCUAUUUGGUAUGGCGAGGUGUCUGCGAGGGUAUGCGAGUUUAUGUCGACUUCACUUUCACUCUUCUAAGCCGCGAUCACUUCACUGCUAAUGAAGGUUUCUCUGGGAAGCAGGUCCGUUUUAACGCAGGAUGUGCGGCUCAAGGCCGCGGGCGAUGCGUCUCUCUCGCCGAACUCACCGCAAAGUUCGCAGACGCACGCGGCGAGUUCCAACUCGAGUUGAGUAUGUCGCGUGUAAGAACUCUAUAUUCGUCUGAACUUCGUGCUCCUCGACUUGACACUCCUCCUUUUGCAUUCGCUGGGUUCGAUUGGUCUGUAUCAGCUACUGGUGGAAGUGGAAAAGAACCAUUAAGUCUGCGGUUGGUGCGAUUAUCAGGAGAAGGACAAUUAUGCAGAGUACGAUACGCUCUCGCUCUUGGUGAAGGUGAUAGACGGAUACACUCUGGACCACUCGAGUGCUUGUGUGAUGCAGAAGGCCGCACUCCGCCUUGGAUACCUCGUCCGCCUUCUCGACUUCUUCAUAAGGGCGUAAGAUUGACUGUGGAACUUGUAUGGGCAAGAGCUCUGGCUGAAUUGGCUGUUCCAGUAGGCGGAAGGGCGGCGACGUGUUACGAUCGUGAUAAGCAAGCGUGGGCGAUGCGCUGUGAUACACAUUCAGAACUAGUGAGACUUCACAUGUUGUAUCGGGACGUUCACCAUGUGCCCAGAAAUCAUCUUCGGUACGUCAGUUGGUCUGCGUGGUUAGUGCGUACUGUAUCAGCACCAGGCGAGCCAGAUGCCUGUGAGUUACCUGGUGCACCCUUUGAAAACUAUUACGCUCAAGAAAAUGCCGAUGAAGGUCUUAUGAUGGAGACGGCAUUGCGGGUUGAGGAUGUAUCCCGCGCUGGAAGUCCCUUCUUACAUCCUGGUGGAGAGGUGCGAGUGCGCAUCGAAUGGGGUGACACUUAUUUACUCUUCCAAGCUACCUAUCAUGUUUAUGAUGAUCUUUGUCGUUUACAUGCUCAUCAAAUGAGACGAGAAAUCGCUGCUCUACAAGCGGAGAACUACUCUCUGGAGCGGCAGCUGUUCAGCUACCAGAAGAGUCUGGCGUACGCGCAAGCGCAAGCAGGCGAACCGGCAACGGCGGAAGGCGGUGGUAGACGGUCACCAGCAGAACGGUCGCUGUCUACUGACACUGAGUAUGCUUGAGAUGGGUCUAAUCAGCGUUCUUCGUUGAUCUCUCUUAUUAUACCCACGAACUCUUCUCUCUUCUCGACUGAUUCUGACAUUUUUGAGCGAUUUAUCUAUUUUUCUAAGAUUUUAUGGCGAGGUGCGCCUCGUCCGCACCGCUUUCCGCCGGUCGCCUGCACUCUCGCCGCUCGGAUCUAUCGAUAGCUAGUAGUUAUAUUCGACUACUUUUUCUAUUUAUCUGUACAUAAAAUAUAUUUAGAUAUUAUAUAUUAUGUAUAUUUCUUAACUUGAAACUCGAAUUCAU
Molecule: messenger RNA, 1752 nt
Organism: Colias croceus (clouded yellow)
Lineage: Eukaryota; Metazoa; Arthropoda; Insecta; Lepidoptera; Pieridae
Exons: 4
Coding region: 102-1466 (454 amino acids)
Source: RefSeq, a predicted model, not a curated record